This is a messenger RNA of Spodoptera litura, 1523 nucleotides long. RefSeq lists its product as uncharacterized. Gene Ontology annotation, cellular component: nucleus. Lineage: Eukaryota; Metazoa; Arthropoda; Insecta; Lepidoptera; Noctuidae. Gene Ontology annotation, molecular function: zinc ion binding. The record is from RefSeq and is a predicted model, not a curated record.
UAUCAUUCCACAAAUUCCUUCUUUUUUCAUGUAAACAUUGCGUUAUUAUUGUUUAUUACUAUAAAAAAUAAUACCAAACUCAUCACCUGCACUGAAGAAUAAUAUCUUGACUUACUGUUGGUCUUUUUUCACGAUAAGAGAUGGUUGGGCCCAUGUUACUUCUGAAAAUGUUACACUGCAGACGAAUGAAUGGCAGAAAUAUGAACUCUGGUGAUGAAAUGGGAGACGAAGGUAACUCUAAUAACGAAAACUCAACAGAAAGCAAUAUUAAGAUGGAACAAAAUGAUGAUAGCACUUGCAGGGUUUGUUUAAAAGAAGGUUGUAUACCUAUUUUUGGUAACGAAACUUUAGAAGACGUUUCGGAUUCUCUAAACAUAUUUGCCAGUCUAGAAGUAACAGUGGACGAUCCGUAUCCUAAAUACUUAUGUCAACCUUGCAAUGAGCUUCUACAAGGAGCGAUAUUAUUUAGGAAAACUGCUCAACAAUCAGAUCACCUCCUAAAAAAUCCAGUUGAAGAUUCACAUGCUAGUGGUAUUGACGACUCUUACGAUUAUGCAAACGAUGACGAUAAUUUGUCGGAUUAUGAAGACCGUAAACCUAAGAAACAGAGAUCAUAUCAUUGUAAGAAAUGUGAAAUAUCAUUUGAUUCAUUCAAGGAGUUUAAUGACCACAAACUGACUGAGGAGCACGAGAACAUGAGGCUUGUGUGUCCUGUCUGCAAUAGAUCAUAUACAGCAUUAUACUUAAAAAAGCAUUUAGCCAUACACAAACAGGAGACUCCAUUCAUGUGCGAUAUUUGUGGCAAGAACUUUUCAAUGCAGGGACCAUUUACACGACACAGGUUGACACAUUUCUAUAAAUUACCCUUCAAUUGUUCACUCUGUCCGUACAAAGGUAGAUUCCGAGAAUCUCUCAAGAUGCAUAUGCGCACUCACACUGGUGAGAAACCGUACCAAUGUUCACAAUGCCCUUCAAGGUUUAUAAACAAAAGUAAUUUGAACAAACAUAUUAAGACCCAUAAAGGGCAACAUGAUUUUAAGUGUGAGUCUUGCAACCGAGGAUUCUACACAAAACGGGAACUAGAAUUACAUUAUAAAGUGGACCAUAGUGGAAUUAAGGAACAUGUUUGUAAUAUCUGUGGGAAGGCAUUUGGUUAUAGAAAACAAAUGAUGAAACAUCAACUUAAGGUACAUAAACGAGCUAAACUUAGAAGUGGGAGGAUGCCUUUGUAUUUGAAGGUUGAAACUAUGAAACAACAAGGACAACAUAUUUCCACGGAGAGUUGAGAGUUGGAAUAUAAUAUGGGCGACACCAUAUAUUUUGUGCAAUAAAGCAUUUUCUUACCUGGCUUGGGCUUAUAAACUGCGAAGUAACUAAUCUCUAUGUUGCAGUAAUGAAAGACAUCUCAUAAAAAAAGACAAGAUGUAUGUGAUAUGUUUAUGCAGAAAUAUGUUUUUUUUGCAGUAACAAUUUGGUGAUUCUUGCAGAUCUGAAUCAGCAAACACAAAAUAGAAAUAUUAAUA